Messenger RNA from Equus quagga, 5876 nucleotides. It is a transcript of the gene IPMK, whose product is annotated as inositol polyphosphate multikinase. Gene Ontology annotation, molecular function: inositol tetrakisphosphate kinase activity; inositol-1,4,5-trisphosphate 3-kinase activity. Lineage: Eukaryota; Metazoa; Chordata; Mammalia; Perissodactyla; Equidae. Bases 9 to 1268 code for a protein of 419 amino acids. Gene Ontology annotation, cellular component: nucleus; cytoplasm. Gene Ontology annotation, biological process: inositol phosphate biosynthetic process. The transcript is spliced from 6 exons. The record is from RefSeq and is a predicted model, not a curated record.
UCUCAGUUAUGGCAACGGAGCCGCCAUCCCCCCUCCGGCUCGAGGCGCCCGGCCCCCUAGAAAUGCGGACCUCGCCGGUGAGCGAGCCUGCCCCUGAGGGCACCCCGAAGCCGGCGGGCGGCAGGCUGCGCUUCCUCAACGGCUGCGUGCCCCUCUCGCAUCAGGUGGCCGGGCACAUGUACGGGAAGGACAAAGUGGGUAUAUUGCAACAUCCAGAUGGCACAGUUUUGAAACAGUUACAGCCACCUCCAAGGGGUCCAAGAGAGCUGGAAUUCUAUAAUAUGGUAAGUGAGGUUUAUGCUGCUGAUUGUACUGAUGGUGUUCUUUUAGAGCUACGAAAAUAUUUGCCAAAAUAUUAUGGUAUCUGGUCACCUCCCACUGCACCAAAUGAUUUAUACCUAAAACUGGAAGAUGUGACCCAUAAAUUUAGUAAGCCCUGUAUAAUGGAUGUAAAGAUAGGGCGAAAAAGUUAUGAUCCUUUUGCCUCUUCUGAGAAGAUUCAGCAACAGGUCAGCAAGUACCCGUUAAUGGAAGAGAUUGGGUUCUUGGUGCUUGGCAUGAGGGUUUAUCAUGUUCAUUCUGAUACCUAUGAAACACAAAACCAGCACUAUGGAAGAAGCUUAACAAAAGAAACUCUAAAGGAUGGAGUCUCCAAGUUUUUUCAUAAUGGAUUCUGCUUAAGAAAAGAUGCUAUUGCUGCCAGCAUUCAGAAGAUUAAGAAUAUUCUGCAGUGGUUUGAAAGCCAGAAGCAGCUUAACUUUUAUGCAAGUUCAUUACUGUUUGUUUAUGAAGGUUCAUCUCAGCCAUCUACUACAAAAUCAAAUGACAGAACUUUGGCAGAGAAGUUUUUGUCCAAAGGACAACUUGCAGACACGGACGUACUGGAGUACAAUAAUAACUUUCAUGUGUUAAGUUCCACAGUGAAUGGAAAAAUAGAGUCGUCAGUAGGCAAAAGCUUGUCCAAGAUGUAUGCUCGUCACAGAAAAAUGUAUUCAAAAAAGCAUCACAGUCAGACUUCAUUGAAAGUUGAAAAUGUAGAGCAAGACAAUGGAUGGAAAAGCAUGUCCCAGGAACAUUUAAAUGGAAAUGUGCUUUCCCAACUGGAAAAGGUUUUCUACCAUCUUCCCACUGGUUGCCAAGAGAUUGCAGAAGUAGAAGUACGAAUGAUAGAUUUUGCUCAUGUGUUCCCUAGUAAUACAGUAGAUGAGGGAUAUGUCUAUGGGCUGAAGCAUUUAAUUACUGUAUUGCAAAGUAUUUUAGAUAAUUGAAUCCUUUGCUGCAGUCUUUUUAAGAGGUGGGGCAAUCAUAAUGAAGAGCAGCAGCAGUCAAUAUCUCUAUACUUGUAAUGCUAUGUAAGAAAUUUGUAUUGUGAGUCUACAUUUUAUUUGUCUUUAUACUUUUGGUAGAAGGGUUAACUUUUUUAUAAUCUUACUCAGGAAAACUAAUUAUUUGUUCAUUAGAAAACUAUGAAGAAUAAAGAAACUUAGGAAUGUUGAGCAGGGAAUGUGUUGGUACAUGGCUUAUACAUGUAUUUGGCUCAAGCAACACACAAACCAUUUUUCAGUCAUUGAGUUCAAUUUUCUGUAGCCAAUUUAUCAGGAAAUCUCUGUCCACCCAACCUUGACAAUGAGCCAUAUCUAAACUCAUUACAUUAUUAGAACACUUUCAAAAAUCUAGAAAGCACAGAUUGAAAUACUUAGUAUUGCUAUGUAUGAAGUUAUUAAAACUGGAGAAAAUUCUACUUCAGAAAUAAGUACUGUUUAGGUUUUAUAUUAAAAGUUAAGACCAGCAUAUCAAAGGUGCUUCUUAGUGAAAUGAUUUAGAAUUUUCCAUUUCAAAAGCAGAUUUUCCCUUUAAUUUUCCUUUAUAUUCAUAUUUCAAAAUGUUACACUUCAUGAAAAAGAUAAUUGAAAUGGACAACAACAACAACAACAAAAAUCUUGAAAUUAAGGGCACUAGUAAUUACACUUACCAGGAUGAGAAGAGAGAAGUAACUUGCAAGGAACAAGGUGUUUUGUUUUAAAAUCUUUACUUUAUGGGAAAAUGUACUACCUUGUGAAAAGUUUUAGAAACCAUAUAGUACCUUUUCCUCUAACUGCAGCUUCAAAAAGGUGGGUGAUUGAAGCAUUAUCUUAUUUCUCCUUUAAAUAAAUAUUGAGUUUUUUCUUCUAAAAUCCGUAUAUUUAAAUGUCCCCAUUUAAUUAAGCAGUAGUAUAAAUAUAUGUUGCUAAAAAUAGUCUUUCUCAGAAUUCUAAUAAGCAGGAAAGAACAACAUGCAAUAUUGUGAGUGUUACCAAAAGUGCUAUGUGUAAAUUAGUGCAUCGUCUAGAGUUUGGUGCAUAUCUAAAUCCAUGCUUCUAUUUCACCCAAAAGUUUUAUAUCAUAUUCAAGAGAGAAAUUUUAAUUUCCUGGAGAGGAGGGCAAUGCUAUUUUCCCUGGAAAAAUUAGAUUCUUAAGUAUUAUCUUUUACACAUCCACUAGCUUUUUAAAAAUAACUAUUUGUUAUUGAAAACACUUAAAACUUUGAAAUUAAAUUUGCAAAUAAGUUAGAUGUUUAUGCUGUCAUUACUUGCACUUUGAUUCACUAAUAACCCAUUUAAGUAGUUAACAGUUUUGCCAUAUUCCUGGAAAAUGUUUCAGAGUUGUGAAUUGUUAAACUUUUUCCCCUAGAGUUACAAAUUAAACGUUUAAAUCCAAACAUCUUUUUUUUUUGAUGUGGAGGAAAGUAUCACAAUUUUAUGUUUAUUUCACCUUCUCAACCCUCUCUGAGCGCCGUUUGCAAAUAUCUGAGCACAAACAGAAGUACCACAUAUUCUGAAUUCUAUGCUUAGUAAAUCUGUUAAACCUGAAUAACUUUAAAAUCCAUAUGCAUUUUGUUAUUGUUUAAAAUUUUUUAUUUAGAGUCAUUGUAAGUAUUUUCCAUAAGGACUUCAUAUUUUUCUCUACUGCCUAAUGGGUAUUGCUGUUGCUUUUUUUUGUGGGGAUGAUUUCAAUCAUAAUUAGUAGUCAGAAACUUUUUAGUUUUAUACUUUUUGUCUCCUACAGUACAGACUUUUGUUGUUGUUGUUGUUAUUUGGAUAGUGGUUCAAUAAAUCUUAAGCUCGGAUAAUUAAACACUAUUUUGAAUCUGAACAAAAAUGAGGCUUUUUUUGUAUGGGAUGAUAUCAAUCAGCCUAUGUACAAUCAAUUUAAUAAGUUUAAGUAUUAUCAGAUUUUUUGCACAUUUUAGCUGAAUAAAGUCUGAAUCAACUGUUCCAGAUUUUCUUUAUCCGUAUUUGGAAAUAUAGUUUUGUAAAAUCAGUGUCUUACUUUUUGAUACAAUAGAUCAUGUUUUGUUUUAAUAAAACAAGAAGCGCUUUUAUCUUUUGUUUUUCAGGGAAGGGAUUAACAUUUAAUUCUGUUUGUUUACAUUUUUUAUCACUGUCAUCCAAUGCCCAUCUUGUGUUACUUUACAAGUAAGCUUACAUGUAACAGAAUAAGCAUCUGUUUAUGUAAUCUACAUAUGACUAUUUUACUAUCUAUUCCAGUCAUUUAACAUUAUGCUGAAAUUUACCACUGUGGGGAUGAAUAAUCACUAUUCACCAAGCAUAGUUAAACAUUUAAAUGUUUAAGAAAUAAGAAUAAUAAGGAUAUAGUUUGGGUUAAUAGGAUUAUCAUAGUUUUUUCCCCCUAAGGAAAUGUAAGUAAUGAUUUUAGUGUAUUUCUUAUGGAAUACACUCAUAAAAAGGACUAUAAGCAAUUGUGGAUAGUGAAUAAUACAUUUCUCUAAUAAAAAUUUAAAUUGUGUAAUAGUUUUAUAAUAAAGUAUUUACAUUAAUUGAUAUUUUAAUAUGGAUGGAAGUUGCAUAGAUUCAAAUAAAUUAAAAGUUGGCAAAUACUAAAUAUUUUAUCUAAAUAGUUUUUCAAGAAACAAUUGUGAAAAUGUGUAUAUUAAAUGGCUCUGACAUGGAGCUUGUGGUAUUUUCAACUCAGUAUUCAUUAUUCUUUGUUUUAUGUGUCUGGAAAGAUUGUACUUACUAUGCCUCUUUACACUACAAUUUGCUGUUGUGGGGCUUUCGAUUGUGUUCAACCAAAUAACUUUUUUCUGCAUUUUGAUUGAGUACAAUUUGCUAUUUUAUGAUUUCCAAGAUGCUGUUCUUCAUAUCGUCUUUAUAAUGUCUGCAUAUCAAAUUUACAACAUAACUUAAGAAAAAGGAAUUAAUUUUCAGAGAUAUGUCACUGGCACUUUUAUUGUUUUACGUGACUGAAAACAUUUGUUUCUAGGAUUUAGACUAUUGUAGAAGAUGUAGGAUGAAAGAAAACGGUAGAACAAUGAAAGUUUUAUUUGUGAAAUUACAGAAAUUUUGUCCACUCUUAAAGCAUUGUCAUUUAGUACCAAUUUCUCUUAGCAGGUGGCAUUUGAUACUUAAGCUUGAUUUGCUUUAAAAAUUGUUUACAGUGCUUUGUAAUAAUCUUCCUUAUUCAGUGCCUUUAACCUUGAUUUGAUGUAUUUGUAGCCUUAGUUAUUCUUCUAUUACAUCCUACGUUUUCAUAGUCUAGACAUCAAUUUCUUUUAAAGAUUUGUCAAUUUGGGUUUGUAAAGAGGUAGCAAUUUUCUAUUAAUGCUUUGCAAAGGAAAACAAGUCGAGUUGCCUUUGAAGGCAAGGCUUCUUAGUUCAUUCAGAAAUACUUACUGGAUGUCUACCAUGUGCCAAGCAUUUUUAGCCCCUGAAUAUGCAGUUGUGAACCAAUCAGACGAAGCCCUAAUCACUUCCAGCAUUCUUUCUCGAUGGGGUGGGGUUGAGGGCUUAAUUAAAAUAGAGAUACAGAGAAAUAUGCAUUUAAAGAUAAUAAAGUUAACUAGCAUUUGAGUUUGUGUAAAGAUAAAGUAAUUAUUGAGUUGAAGCAUUACCAAUAUGUUAGAGAGGUUAAAAAUAAUACUUUGUAGCAUUGUAACCUUUAUUUGACUUCUGAGUUCAGGUAGUGAUUAUAGAUAGCAUAAAAAGGCCUUAAUUUUUCACUUUUCUUGCUGGUAAAGGUACGUUUACUUAGACUGUCCAUUUAGAGUAGUGUUUUAACAUAACGUUACUGUGAAAAACAUUCUAUUACAUAUUCACAAGCAAAUUACUGCACAUUUUUAAAAUUGUAUUUUACAAUUUAGUACAAAUACUUUAGGCCUCAAUCUUAUCUUCAAAUCACUGGUAUUUUAAAUUUGGCAAUGAAUAUAAAAUUACUUUUUGGCUUACAAAGUGAUUGUAUUGUUACUUAAAAUACUUGUUAAUAUUUUAAGAAGGUUGGAGUCUCCAUUUUUGGGGAUUUAAUGUUUAAAUUCUUAUUUUGAUAGAGUCUAGUAAGGGGAACUAGUACUCAUUCGAUUAAACAAAUUAGAAUAUACUUUCAAAAAGUUAAUUGUUAAGCUUUGUCAUUUUGGGGGUUAAAAUCUGGCCUGGUGUUCACUUACAUAUUAACAAAUUUAAUUAUGACAUAAAAUAGUCUUAACUAUCAUGUAUGAUGCACUUGCAUAUAAAUGAAAAUGGUGUGCACAAAGACACUUUACUAUGGGAGCUAUACUGGAAGAUUUAUGAAAGCAUGUGAAAUUGCACCUAAAAUUGUGUUAUUAGUGACUAUGCUAAAUUUAUUGUACUUGAUGAAUGAAUGUAUUUAGUCUAGUCAAAGUUACUUUGGUUUAAAUGUCUAAACAAUGUCUCUUUUUUUUAAUGUGUUUGUAAUUUGUACUAUUGAUGGGGGUAUUCCUGGACUGCAGGGGUUAUUGUCAAUGUGAUUUGUGUUUUUAUUUUAUAGAAUCAUCUAAUGUGAUAUACCGAUUUUUAUAAGUGAUAUUUAGAUAAUUCUAAUAACUGUAUAUUUGACAACCUAUUAAAAUGUUUUGCAUUGGA